Closterium sp. Naga37s-1 is the source of this 4332-nucleotide messenger RNA. Lineage: Eukaryota; Viridiplantae; Streptophyta; Zygnematophyceae; Desmidiales; Closteriaceae. The record is from the annotation of a GenBank genome assembly.
AUGACAAGGAUAACGUCUCGUUCUCCUCCACUCCGCGUAACCCCCUCCUCCCUCAACACCUGGGUGGUGCACCACUUCCGCUACCUCGUCGCCCACCCCCAAAAUUCUGUACACUCCGCCUCUCUCUCCCCCUCUCCCCCCUCCCCUCUACAGAGCACGCUAGACAUGAUAAAGAGCGAGAAGCUGGGCAAUCUAUCUCUCAACACCUGGGUGGCACUGAGCACGCUAGACAUGAUAAAGAGCGAGAAGCUGGGCAUCCUCUCUCUCAACACCUGGGUGGUGCACCACUUCCGGCACCUCGUGGCACAAGUCAACGCCUUGGAACCCGCAAUGCAGGCACUGACGGACAAGCAGUUGCGGCGCAAGACACGCGAGUUCAAGAAGCGGCUGAAGCAGGGAGAGACACUGGAUGACAUACAAGCAGAGGCAUUUGCUGUGGUGCGCGAGGCUGCUCAGCGCACCCUAUGCAUGCGACAUUUUGACGUGCAGAUCGUGGGAGGGGCAGUGCUGCAUGCAGGGGCGAUAGCCGAGAUGAAGACAGGCGAGGGGAAGACUCUGGUAUCCACGCUCGCAGCUUAUCUCAACGCCCUCGUGGGGAAGGGCGUGCACGUGGUAACGGUGAAUGACUAUUUGGCAAGGAGGGAUGCUGAGUUGAUGGGGCGGGUGCACGGCUUUCUGGGGCUGUCAAUGGGGGUCAUCCAGCCCGGGCAGACAAAAGAGGAGAGACAGCUUGCGUACGCUUGCGACAUUACCUAUGGUAGCAACAACGAGAUUGGUUUUGACUACCUGCGCGACCACCUAGUGCAGGAACCGAAUGAGCGCACACUGAGAUGGCCAGACGCACUGCACUACUCCAUUGUGGACGAGAUUGACUCUGUGCUCAUCGAUGAGGGCAGGAACCCUCUUCUUAUCAGCAACAUGUCCUCCUCCUACGUCAUGCGCUUCCCUGUGGCUGCUCAAGUGGCGGAGAUCCUCAGAAGGGACAUUGACUACACGGCAGACCUGAAGCUGCGCACGGUGCAGCUGACAGACUCGGGGGUGGCGAUCGUAGCAGAGAGCUUGCGGAGCGAGGAUGCCCCAGCAGAGGGGGAGGGGGAGGGGGCGAGGGAGGGCGAGGGGGGGAAUGGAGGUGAAGGAGGGGAAGGUUCGGAUUCGGAUGAUAUUUUUGAAAGCAGCAACUCGUUUGCUCAGUUUGUACUGACGGCCCUCAAAGCAAAGGAGUUUUACCUGAGGGAUCGAGACUACAUUGUGAAGGACGGCCAAGUGAUUAUAGUGGACGAGUUCACGGGGAGAACAGCAGACAUGCGGCGGUGGAGCGACGGCAUUCACCAGGCAGUCGAGGCGAAAGAGGGCGUGGAGAUUAAGCCCGUGUCAGAAACUGUAGCCCAGGUGACCUACCAGUCGCUCUUCCGCCUCUACAGCAAGGUCUCUGGGAUGACAGGCACUGCCAAGACUGAGGAGGAGGAGUUCAAGCGCAUAUUCGGCAUGCCAGUGGUCGUCAUCCCCACCAACCGCCCCAACAUCAGGAAGGAUCUGGACGUCGUUGUCUUCCUGCAAGCGCGCAACAAAGUGCAUCAUGUCAUUCAGGAGAUCGUCAAAAUGAACCAACUCGGCCGCCCUGUGCUUGUUGGGACAUCCAGUGUGGACGAGUCGGAGCGCCUCUACGCCAUGCUGCAGGUGGAGCAUCCUCGCCGGUUUGCCCACAUUCAAGUUCUCAACGCUCGGCCCGAAAAUGCAGCGCGUGAGGCAGAGAUCGUAGCGCAGGCGGGGCGGUUUGGAGGCAUCACCAUCUCCACCAACAUGGCUGGCCGCGGCACUGACAUUGUGCUGGGAGGCAAUCCCGAGCUCUUGAGCAAGGAGGUGAUCAAGUGGGCGCUCUUUGAAGCGCCAGCAGCCACAGCGGGGAACUAUUCUGCUUUCAAGAAAGGCCCACAUGCGAGGCAGGGGUUCUGGCCGAUCAAGCUGCAAGAGGAUACAUUGAAAGAGCUCUACGCUGCUCAGUUCUCAUGGCGCAGCGUGGCAGCUGAUUGGUCGGAGGCGCAGCAGCAGGCAGUGCUAGAGCAGGCAGAGACACAGGCUUUAAGGCCCUCGGCCCCUCCUGGGGCUGGGGCGGGCAAGGAGGAAGGUUGGGAAUGGGGGGAAAGCAGGGAGGAGGCGAGUGCAGGGGCGUGGGAAGGGGAUGCAGAGGACACAGGGAUGAGCCCUCUGCCAUGGCGAACCGGUGAAAAUGACAGCACCAACAGCAGCAGCAGCAGCAGCAGUAUCAGCAGCAGCAGCAAUGGCAGUGGUAUCAGCAGCAGUAGUGGUGGUGGCUUCAGCAGCAGCAGCAGCAGUGGGGAGGGGGAGGGGGACGAGAGUGAGGACGACGAUGCAGACGUGUGGGGGGGAGGAGGAGGGGUGCUGGGAGUGCGGGCAGUCCCGCGGUCGAUGCAGGAGAUGGUGGUGAGGGUGGUGGGGCGGGCGCUGGGGAGGGUGAGCUUGGACUGCAAGGCGCACUGCCAGGAGGAGGGCGAGUAUGUGCGCUCGCUGGGGGGGCUGCAUGUCAUCGGGACUGCUCUCAGUGAAUCCAGACGGAUCGACAACCAGUUGAGGGGAAGGGCAGGCCGCCAGGGCGACCCUGGGUCUACUCAGUUUAUCAUCAGCAUGGAGGACGAUAUGAUGAGGGAGGUGCUACCAGACUCCUCCCGAGCCAUGUUGGAGCAGUUGCUGUACACAGGCGACUUUGACGAGGGCUUUCCACACAUUGCAUUGACUCUCGCUUUGGUGCAGACGCAGAAGACCAUCGAAGCUGCCAUGUUCGAGCGGCGGAGGCAAAUGCUAGACUAUGACCAGGUCUUUGAGCUUCAGCGCAAGCACGUGUACGAGCUGAGAGAGUCCAUUUUGGAGGAGUCUCCUCAAGCCCGGCACACACGCGCACAACUGUACAUCCAAGCAGUGGUGGAUGAUGUGGUCAAGGAAUACUGCUCAUCUUCCAAGCCAGUGGCAUCAUGGCCCAUCGACACCUUGCUCAAGCGCCUCUCUCGCACCACUGGCAUAGACAUCUCCCAGCACGUGGAUGCCACCUCCCUCACUUCCGCCCUGUCCCACUCCCCUCCGCCGAACGCCGGCCAUCGCUGGGACCUCAGAAAGCACCUUCCCCACGUUCUGUCUCCCUUGCCUGAGUUGGAGCAGGUCAUCAAAGCACCAGGCAGCGCUGCGCAAGUACCUGGGGGACGAGCUACAGGGCCCACCUCGCUCUCUUCUCCUCUCAUUCUCCUAUUCUAUUCCUAUUUCCCCCCUCAUUGCUGCGCAUCUGUUCUCCUCAGGAGGGGCAGGUCAUCAAGGCAACUGGCAGCACUGCGCAAGUAUCUGGGGGAAUUGGUGGUCACGAGCUACAGGGCCCACCUCGCCCUCGUCUCCUCUUAUUCUCCUGUUGUAUUCCUGUUUCCCCCUCACUGCUACGCCUCUCUCUCUCUCCUCAGGAGGGGCAGGUCUUCAAGGCAACUGGCAGCACUGCGCAAGUAUCUGGGGGACUUGGUGGUCACGAGCUACAGGGCCCACCUCGCCCUCGUCUCCUCUUAUUCUCCUGUUGUAUUCCUGUUUCCCCCUCACUGCUACGCCUCUCUCUCUCUCCUCAGGAGGGGCAGGUCUUCAAGGCAACUGGCAGCACUGCGCAAGUAUCUGGGGGACUUGGUGGUCACGAGCUACAGGGCCCACCUCGCCCUCGUCUCCUCUUAUUCUCCUGUUGUAUUCCUGUUUCCCCCUCACUGCUACGCCUCUCUCUCUCUCCUCAGGAGGGGCAGGUCUUCAAGGCAACUGGCAGCACUGCGCAAGUAUCUGGGGGACUUGGUGGUCACGAGCUACAGGGCGCACCUUGCUCUCUUCGUUGCGUCGCCACAGCAGAUGGAGUUCUUUGAGAGAGAGUCGCUGUUGUCUACGUUGGACCGGCUGUGGAGCGUGCAUAUCGCCAACAUGGCACGGCUGAGGAACGCGGUGAGCGUGCAGAGCUUUGGGCGGGAGAACCGGUUAGAGGAGUUCAAGAAUGAACGAACACUCUUCUUCAUCUCCACGCUCUUUUGUCUCCUGCUCCUUCCUCCCUUGUUUCUCUCCCUGUUUGCUUCCUGUUUCUACAGGGCACCCACGCGCCUCUUCAUCCCCACACUCUUCGCCAUGCGGAGGGAGAGCGUGCAGGCGCUGCUGCUGUCGUCCUUUUUCGCGGACACAGAUGGGAGUGUUGAUAAUGGUGGGCGGAACGUGGUGUAUGCAAGCACACGUUUUUUAUGGGAAAGAAUGCCAGGAGAGUGUGCAGGCGCUGCUGUCGGCCUUUUUGGCGGACACAGAUGGGAGCGUUGA